UUUUCUUAUUGAAAGUUGACCGCGUUGUAGCCUGUAGGGGCAUAAGUGUAGUAUUUUCUGUGGUUAUGGGCUUCGAUUAGUUAUAUUUUAAUGUGUAUUAUUUCUUUCCUAGUUUCACAUCUAUGGUUUUAAAAUAAUUUUUCCUGGAAAAAAGUUUCAGUCAAUUCUUAUUAGAAUGAUACUAACUAAUAAAUAGUUUUGCGUCAUACGAACAAAUUGUUUGACCUAACUCUGCUGACAUUUUAUGCGUUACUCUACAAGAAAUGCCUGAGAUAUUGCCACAUGUACUGCCCAUUCUUUUUAUAAGAAGAUACUGCAGAAUGGAUGAGCAGUUGCGGAUGGCGGCCAAAAAUGGAGACGUUGAUGCAUUGUAUGUAAAACUCGCCCAGGACCCAUAUCUUCUAGACCGUAUUGAUCACUUACCGAUUGUUGAUACCCCGUUGCACGUUGCUGCCAUUGCAGGAAAGCAUCAUUUUGCCAUGGAAGUUGCAAACUUGAAACCCUCACUUGCUUGGAAGCUAAAUCACGUGGGACUCAGUCCUAUGCAUCUUGCUUUGCAGCACAAAUGCACCAAAAUGGUGAGAGGGCUAAUCACAAUCAACAGUCAGCUUAUCCGAGUGAAAGCAAAGGGGAUGAUCACACCUUUACACUAUCUGGCGCAGACAGAGGAUCCUGAUCUACUAGCUGAACUUUUAUCUGCUUGUCCGUCAUCUAUUGAAGACACCACAAUUCACUGUGAGACUGCUGCCCAUGUUGCUAUUAAAAACUGCUCAAUCAGAUGUUUCAAAGUCCUUCUUGGAUGGCUUCGACGAGUCAACAAAGAAGACAUUCUGAACUGGAAAGAUGAGGAUGGUAACACUGCACUGCAUAUUGCCAUAUCUACUAAUCAGACAGAGGUGGUGAAGUUGUUGGUUAAGCAUGCGAAUGUGAAUGUCAAGAACUUCAAUGAUUUGACAGCUAUGGACAUAUUUCACCUUCAAGGAUCAUUACAGAACACUGAAAUUGGUAAGAUUCUAAAUAAAGCUAAAGCAAAAAAAGCAUCUGAUCUUACCUCAAAUAUGACUCUUGGAGAUUACUUGAGCAAGGAACUUACUCUGAUUGAUAAACGAGACAAAUAUUUUGGAAUCAACAUCCAAAAUAAUCCCAAUGACAACCGAACUGUAAUCCUUGUGGUGGCUAUACUGAUUGCAACAGCCACCUACCAGGCGGGGCUUAGUCCUCCUGCUGGGUAUUGGCAAGAUGAUUAUAAACCUCCAGCAAACAAUGGCACCACCAACAACACCCACAAUAGCAGCCUUGGGGAUGGGCAAAGGCAACACCGGGCAGGACAAAUGAUAAUGAGUCCUGCUGAUCUUUUCUAUUUCUUAGCUGUUAAUGGUUCAGCAUUUCAUCUGUCAGUUUGGACGAUUCUGGUUAUUAUAAUCGGCCUCCCAUUUUCGAGAGCUGUCUAUAUAUCAACAUGGUUGCUUCUUCAGGCUUAUUAUUCUUCCAUGACAGCGACCUUUCCAACACAGGGAAGUGUGGCUUUAACUGUUGGGAGGUUUUUAUACAUAACCUUCACUGUCAUAUCCGCCGGUGUGGCAUACAUGAUUCCUCGGAGAGCAUUUUGUAACCACCAAAAGCUUAAACGUCGGGUGGAUACAAUGCGAGGAAGCAGUGUACUUACCCGUCCCGAAAAUUAAAGCAGGGUAUUUGCUGUUAUGUUAUUCUAGGGUUGAAAUCUGUGUAAAGAUUUGUCGAUAUAUAGCAUAGAUACACACUACUUGUUUGGUUUUGGAGUUGUCUAGUUACUCAAGACUCAAGAUGUCAUAUGCUCUGUUCCUUCACUUUUUAUUGCUAAAACUUGUACUCGUAAGUCAGCAUGCAACUUUCCCAAGAAUGUAGAGACCCCUAAAAUGU
Messenger RNA from Gossypium raimondii (Peruvian cotton), 1899 nucleotides. Its product is annotated as ankyrin repeat-containing protein BDA1. Lineage: Eukaryota; Viridiplantae; Streptophyta; Magnoliopsida; Malvales; Malvaceae. The coding region runs from base 264 to 1682 and encodes 472 amino acids. Gene Ontology annotation, molecular function: protein binding. The record is from RefSeq and is a predicted model, not a curated record. The transcript has 3 exons.